UUUCACCAAGCAAACCAAAGCACUUUCUCUUCCGUCUGAAAAAUUCGGAAGUUUCUGGGUUUUGAAGGGGUUUAGCUUUACAGUUUAAGCAGCUGAGAGAAUUUCCAACCAAGUGAAGGAAUUUGUUAGAUUCAAGCUUACAAGCUGGUGAAAAUGAGGAAUUUGCUGAGGAAAUUGCCAAUCCUUGGUAAGAAUUCAUUGCUGUUACAUGCCGCGGCGACUGCUGCUUUGGGUUCUGGGGUUUUAUAUGCAAAUGCUGCUCCUGAUUCUAACUCCAGAUUUCAAGUUUCUUUAUCUCUUCCAACAAGAGGUGACUUAUUAUCAGUGCCAUGGCGAGUUCCAUUGUUUACUCUUGGCCCCUCGAUGCCUGAUAAACCUACAGCUGUGGGAAAUGAUCCCUAUCCGCUGCAUUUUUCUAGAGUUUCACCUGAUCCUCCAGCAGAUACAAAAAACCAACCCUCUACUGAUGGUUCUUCUCAUUGUUCAAACUGUUUCACUAGAGACACCAUUGCCAAUGCAGCUGCCAAGGUUAGCCCAGCUGUUGUCAAUCUGUCUGUACCAAAGGGAAUCUAUGGAUUGACUAUGGGAAGGAGCAUCGGCUCAGGAACCAUUAUUGAUUCUGAUGGUACUAUUUUAACUUGUGCCCAUGUGGUCGUGGACUUUCAGGGGGUGAAAGCAUCUUCAAAAGGGAAUAUUGAGGUGACCAUGCAAGAUGGUAGAACAUUUGAGGGCACAGUAUUGAAUGCUGAUUUACAUUCUGAUAUUGCAAUUGUAAAGGUCAAAACAAAGUCACCACUACCAGCUGCAAAACUUGGCUUGUCAAAUAAACUUCGUCCUGGAGACUGGGUGAUAGCAAUGGGCUGUCCUCUUUCCCUCCAAAAUACCGUGACAGCUGGUAUUGUAAGCUGUAUUGACAGAAAAAGCAGUGAUCUGGGUCUUGGUGGAAUGAGAAGAGAAUACUUGCAGACGGAUUGUCCCAUUAAUGUGGGAAAUUCAGGAGGCCCUCUUGUUAAUAUGGAUGGUGAGGUGGUUGGGGUUAAUAACAUGAAAGUGCUAGUAGCUGAUGGAUUGAGCUUUGCUGUGCCAAUCGACUCUGUCUCUAAAAUCAUUGACCAAUUCAAGAAAAGAGGGAGAGUUGUUCGACCUUGGCUUGGACUCAAAAUGAUUGAUCUCAAUGACAUGAUCAUAUCUCAGCUUAAAGAGAGAGAUCCAGUUUUUCCUAAUGUUAACAGAGGCGUACUUGUCCCAAUGGUUACUCCAGGCUCUCCUGGAGAUCAUGCUGGAUUCCGGCCAGGAGAUGUUGUCACUGAAUUUGAUGGAAAACCUGUUGGAAGCAUUAAAGAGAUUAUUGACUUAAUGGACGAUAAAGUGGGAAAGCCAGUAAAGGUGGUUGUGAAGAGGGCAAACAAUGCUGAGGCAACCUUAACCGUGACCCCUGAGGAAGCGAAUCCAGAUAUGUAACUCUGACAGAGCACAAUCACCAGCUUCUUCCAGGAAAAAGUAAAGAUUCAAAAGAAAGAAGUAACUGUUGAAAAUGGUGCAUGUUCUACAGCGUUUUUGUUCUAGAGUGAGUGUAAUUCCUGAGGUAGUUGGAUUUAUUUCCAACAUCCAAGUGCAAAAUUAAAAAUCGUCUAUCCCAGCCUUUUUCACUGCAGUAUCAAUUAAAUCACUAAGGAAGGAGAGCAUAUAUAUUUCUGUAAAGAUUUUCUAGAAAAAUUUCAAUCAACUGUAUCAUACUACCAUAGUACCAUGUACGAAGUAAUUCAUAUUACAAUGAUUCAAAAAACCUUUUGUUUUUCAGUA
This is a messenger RNA of Chenopodium quinoa (quinoa), 1803 nucleotides long. RefSeq names its product putative protease Do-like 14. Gene Ontology annotation, biological process: proteolysis. The record is from RefSeq and is a predicted model, not a curated record. Gene Ontology annotation, molecular function: protein binding; serine-type endopeptidase activity. Lineage: Eukaryota; Viridiplantae; Streptophyta; Magnoliopsida; Caryophyllales; Amaranthaceae. The transcript has 11 exons. Bases 154 to 1461 code for a protein of 435 amino acids.